AUGAAUGGAUCGUCUGAUACAUCACAAACUGAUUCGACGGAUGUGAAGGGCGGUCUACCGGGCUCAGGCAACUCUGAUUCACCCCAAUCGCCUUUUUCACCGGCAUCUGCGUCGUCUGUAUCGUCUUCCCCUGUAUCUGCAUCGGAUGAUAUCACUCUUGUUGCAAACAGUGCCGGUAAAAAGGUACCAAAAGUUAUCCACUACCAGCCACAACGUGGCACCUUUGAUGAGACAACUGCUGUCAACGGGGAUUCUGGAAGCUCUACCUUUCGUGGUGUUUCAUCAUUAGCAUCUGCUGCCACUACUGCAUCUUCAUCUGCUGCAGCAGCUGCUCAGGCUAGAGUAUCUCAGUUACAGUAUAACCACAACCGCGUAGCGCUUGAUAGGUCCAUCAAUACAGCAGCUGAAUUUGUUCAUGAGCUUCGUCAGGAGAACAAAACACAACCUAUACAUUAUCCAAUGACGGAAGAUCCGGAUCUGGAUGCCAGGUUAAACUCUAGGGAUUCGAGAAUAGCCAUUAUGCGCCAGAAAUCAUACUCAGAUUCGCCAGAGCCAACUUCUACGUCGGAAGAUUCUCCUUUCCAGAUUCUCAAGAUCUUUUUUAGAUUCGAUCCAGCCUCUGGUGAUGUUGUAGGUAAUCUAGAUAAAGGAGCCCUUGCUUCUUUAAUCGAUGAUAAACUUUCGCAGGUGCUCAGACAUCUUUCAUCAUUGAAAGAUCGUAUCGAUGACACCUCAUCCAAAGUUCUUGUCACUGGAGAUUUGAAUUCAGGAAAAUCGGCUUUUUGUAAUGCAUUAUUACGUCGCGAAGUACUUCCAGAGGAUCAGGAGCCUUGCACUAGCGUCUUUUGUGAGAUCAUCGAUGCUCUUGAGAAUGACGGUGUUGAGGAAGUACAUGCUGUACCAAUCGGAUCUAAAUAUGAUAUCGACGAUCAUCGUACCUUUUGCAAGUUCCAGGUAUCUGAUUUGGGCGAACUAGUCUACGAGGCCAAGACAUAUUCACUUUUGGUGAUCUAUGUGAAGGACAGUCGUCCUCCAGAGCAGAGCUUAUUAAGAAACGGGGUCAUCGAUAUAAAACUAAUUGAUGCUCCUGGUUUAAACUUGGAUUCAUAUCAUACCACACAACUCUAUUCACGGCAGGAAGAGAUCGAUCUUGUGGUGUUUGUCGUAAACGCAGAAAACCAUUUUACGCUUUCGGGACGUGAAUUCAUAUCAAGUGCUGCCAAUGACAAGAACUUGAUCUUUGUAGUGGUGAAUAAGUUUGAUCAAAUUAAGAAUAAGGAUCGGUGCCGUGGCAUGAUUAUGCAGCAACUUCAACCUCUUUCUCCGGAGACAUUUAAGAAUGCAGACGAGUUUGUGCAUUUUGUGUCUGCUCAGAAUGCUAUCAAACCAGAUGGAGAUCCUAAAGGAGAUCCCGACGAACCCGAUAACAAUGGUGAUGGCCGGCCAGACUUUGAUCGGUUAGAAGCAUCAUUGAGAAACUUCAUUCUUGAGAAAAGGUCGCUCUCUAAACUACUACCUGCGAAGACGUAUCUCUGUAAGUUGUAUGACGAUAUUGCUAGACUUGCCGAAAUUAACGAGAAACUGUACAAAGACAGUCGGUCUGCUAUCAAGGCGCAGUUUGAUGAAGUGAGUCCACAGUACAAGGACAAUGUUCAGAACUCUGUGAAGGUGAAUGAGGCAAUAAUGAAACUUAUCGAGGAUUCGUCAGAAAAAGCAUAUGAUUAUUCAAGAGCACACAUUCGAGAAGUUAUUGACGGUGUGGGGCAGGCUCCAUUGGGAGUUGCAUUUAAGGGUUAUUCGGACAUAUCCAGGUUUGCCAUUUCAACUCAAGAGGGAGUGAUCAACCGAAUCCUAGAAAGUGUUGCAGAGUCGGAAGAUUUUGCUAGAAAUAACACGUCCUGUGCAAUCGACGACAUCCGGCGUAUAGGCAGACAAUAUCUUGACGAGGGCAGCAUGCCAGCUACGAAAUUUGUUCCAGAAGCAAUGUAUUCCAGGAAGAGAGACUUGUUCCAACGCCGAAUCGACACUACGUUUAGCUUCACCGACUUUGUGGACCCUAGUCUUGAGAGUUUCUGUAAAGUAUGUGGAGUGAAGCUUCCAUCGAGAACAAUUAGCGCAGUUAUUUGGGCAGCAUUUUCCAAGCUAUGGAAAACAGGACUCUCUGGAUUGGUUGUGAUGUAUGGCCCACAUAUGUUUUCCACCAUGACCGGAAUACAGUCCAUGAGCUCACUUUUACCCCAGGCAGUGACGAAGAAAGUUCUUCCGUGGACUGUCAUGGGAAUUUGCAUUGGUCUACCUAUCUACUACUUCUACAAAGACGCACCACGAGCCUACCAACGGAAAGUGGUAAAGAAGAUCAAGAAGGAACUGGAAAACGAGGACUAUCUGAGCGUGAACUCUUUGCGGAUAUCAAAGGAGGUGCGCAAAGUACUCAACUAUCCAGCGAACGACGUUUCCAUCGGACUGAAUGCACUGAUUGAGACGAGCAACAGCAAGCGAGCCAAGCUAAUUAGGGAAAUGAAGAAGGGCGAAAGUUGCACCGAAUUCUACGGAGAGUUGAUUGGCAGGGUGAAGCAGCAGCGAAAUAUAGUGGAAUCAUACGACUUGAUAGGGGUCGACUAA
Molecule: messenger RNA, 2622 nt
Organism: Brettanomyces nanus
Lineage: Eukaryota; Fungi; Ascomycota; Pichiomycetes; Pichiales; Pichiaceae
Exons: 1
Coding region: 1-2622 (873 amino acids)
Biological process (GO): mitochondrial fusion
Cellular component (GO): mitochondrial outer membrane
Molecular function (GO): GTP binding; GTPase activity
Source: RefSeq, a predicted model, not a curated record